ACGCGACUCUUACUUCUCAAAUGUUCUAUUCUCCACUUUCUUUAUAUACCAAGCAAAAACCAAUAAAGCACUUAGUUGUGUAACACACCUCUCUCUAUCUGUUACUUUUUCUCAUUCACACUUGCUUCACAAUUUUACGCAGUUAUGGCUAUGGACGAUCCCAUUUCUCUCUCAGAUAUAGAGGAAAUAGAAAAUCAUGAUCAGAACAUUCUAAAGAAGCAUGUCAUGUUCUUUGAUCGAAAUAAAGAUGGUAUCAUUUACCCCUCGGAAACUUUUCAAGGGUUUCGAGCAAUCGGUUGCGGGUAUUUGUUAUCUUCAUUUGCUGCCAUUUUCAUUAACGUCGGUCUCAGUCGAAAAACCAGACCUGGGAAAUCCUUUUCUCUGCACUUCCCAAUUGAGGUGGAAAAUAUCCACUUGAGCAAGCAUGGGAGUGAUUCUGGCGUUUAUGACAAACAAGGAAGGUUUGUUCCGUCAAAAUUUGAAGAGAUAUUUGUCAAGCACGCAAAAACUCAUCCAAAUGCCUUGACUUCAGAUGAAUUGAAAGAAUUUCUCAAGUCAAACAGGGAGCCAAAGGAUUAUGCUGGAUGGGUGGCAGGCUUUUCGGAGUGGAAAAUCCUAUAUGUCCUUUGCAAGGACGAGCACGGCUUGCUGAAGAAAGAUGUAGUCAGAGCUGCCUACGAUGGAAGCCUGUUUGAACGAAUGGAGAAGGAGAAAGAAUCUAAGAAGAAAGCCGUUACUUCUAAUGUGUGAAGACAUGCAGCGACUAUGUUUGUGAAUUAUACAUCUAUCUGCUUUCAUAAUCUGAAUCAUAAUUGUUUGAUUGAGUAGAUAAAGAGAGUGGUUAUGCUAUUUUUAUGUACAUUGAGUUUGUAUUAAAUACAUAACAAGGAGAUUGUAUCCGUUUUCUGUGGGCAUUCCUUCGCUUCAUGAGGAAUAUUUGCAAUGUGCUACU
This is a messenger RNA of Olea europaea var. sylvestris, 952 nucleotides long. RefSeq names its product probable peroxygenase 4. Gene Ontology annotation, molecular function: monooxygenase activity; calcium ion binding. Bases 145 to 750 code for a protein of 201 amino acids. NCBI's taxonomy places the organism in Eukaryota, Viridiplantae, Streptophyta, Magnoliopsida, Lamiales, Oleaceae. The transcript has 7 exons. The record is from RefSeq and is a predicted model, not a curated record.